Sus scrofa (pig) is the source of this 3527-nucleotide messenger RNA. It is a transcript of the gene MMP8, whose product is annotated as matrix metallopeptidase 8. Gene Ontology annotation, biological process: proteolysis; extracellular matrix organization; collagen catabolic process. Lineage: Eukaryota; Metazoa; Chordata; Mammalia; Artiodactyla; Suidae. Gene Ontology annotation, cellular component: extracellular matrix. Gene Ontology annotation, molecular function: zinc ion binding; metalloendopeptidase activity. The record is from RefSeq and is a predicted model, not a curated record.
AAAGCACAGCAUCUAUCUCCCAAGGCCCUGUGAAGAGGGCCUGCGGCAAUAUACAUACAACAUGUACACCUGGGACAUAAUAAAUAUCCAGCCAAUGAUGAUGAUCGUCGUCAUCCUCAGUACUGCUCUCUUCGUCUUUCCCAUGGAAAAUCCAGGUUGCGGAUUGGGGAUUUUCUAAUACAUUGAUGCCAAAACCACUUUGUCCAGAAGCUGUUCCAGGGCAUCCAUGACUAAACCUGGCUCCAUCACAAGGUACACAAGCUCAUACUCUCCUCAACCACAAGGUGGGGGCAAGCGGAGGGAUUCUCCAAUUGGGCUCCUUCCUCCCAAGAUACCUACCACUGAUCAAACAUCAUUCUAUAGCAUAAAUUAAUACAGCCUCAGCAUCUGACAUAUUCAGAAAAUGUAAACCCAUAGAUAACUGCUCUUCAUUAACUUCAGGAUUAGUUCCCUUUUCCUUUUCUUUGACCAGACAAUUUUGCAAAAGUAAAUAUCUAAAACCCUCAAAAGCAGAGUAGCAGAUUGUACUUUUUUCCUGCUGAAAGGCUGCCCUAUUGGGGGGGGGGGUACUUGAUCACAUUAUAACAUUGCAAAACAGUCAGAGUGUAAUUAACCUGUGUUGCUUAACAUUCCUGAUGUGGCAAUUGUUUAAGACAUGGCUUUAUAAGGGACCAAAUGAAAGCAGUGAGUGACACAUGAUGCUGUGAAUUUCAGGGUACCCACCAGGGGAAGGGCAGAAGGAAGGCCGGGAGAGGUAGUUUUGGAGACAAGGCCAUGUUCAGUCUGAAGAUUCUUCUACUUCUGCUCUUACUCCAUGAGCAGCUAUCCAAAGGCUUUCCAGUACCUUCAGAAUCUCCAGAAGAGAAAAAUGCAAAAAUUGCUCAGGAUUACCUGGAAAAGUUCUACCAAUUACCAACGUACAGAUAUAAGUAUGAAAGGAGGAAAAGCGCUAGUGAGAUUGUUGAGACGCUUAAAGAAAUGCAACGAUUCUUUGGACUGAACGAGACAGGGAGGCUAAAUAAUGAAACCCUGGAGAUGAUGAGAAAGCCUCGCUGUGGAGUGCCCGAUAGCGGCGAUUUUAUGUUAACCCCAGGAAACCCCAAGUGGAAACAAACCACCCUCACCUACAGGAUUAUUAAAUAUACCCAACAAUUGCCAAAGACUGAUGUGGAAAGCAUUAUUGCAAAAGCCCUUCAACUCUGGAGUCAAGCAUCACCCCUGAAAUUCAUCAGCACCUCAGAGGAAGAAGCAGAUAUCAAGAUUGCUUUUGUCCAAAGAGAUCAUGGUGACAAUUCUCCAUUUGAUGGACCCAAUGGAAUCCUUGCUCAUGCCUUUCAGCCAGGCCCAGGUAUUGGAGGAGAUGUUCAUUUUGAUGCAGAAGAAACAUGGACCAAAACCUCCAAAAAUUACAACUUGUUUCUUGUUGCUGCCCAUGAAUUUGGCCAUUCCUUGGGGCUGUCUCACUCCACUGACCCUGGUGCCUUGAUGUAUCCCAACUAUGCUUUCAGUGAACCCAGCACGUACUCGCUCCCACAAGAUGACAUCAAUGGCAUCCAGGCCAUUUAUGGACCUUCAAGCAACCCUGUCCAACCUACUGGACCAACCACACCCAGAGCCUGUGACCCCAGACUGACGUUUGAUGCCAUUGCCACACUCCGUGGAGAAAUAAUUUUCUUCAAAGACAAGUACUUCUGGAGAAGGCACCCUCAACUACGCAGAGUCGAACUCAAUUUUAUUUCUCUGUUCUGGCCGUCCCUGCGAAAUGGCAUACAGGCUGCCUAUGAGGAUUCUGACAAGGACCUGGUUUUCGUAUUCAAAGGCAACAAGUACUGGGCUCUGAGCGGCUAUGACAUUCAGCAAGGUUAUCCCAAGAGUAUAUCAAACUAUGGCUUCCCGAGCAGUGUCCAAGCAAUUGAUGCAGCAGUUUCCUACAGGGGAAAAACAUAUUUCUUUGUAAACAACCAAUUCUGGAGAUAUGAUGACCAAAGACAAUCCAUGGACCCAGGUUAUCCCAAAAGCACAGCAAGUACUUUUCAAGGAAUAGAAAGUAAAAUAGAUGCAGUUUUCCAGCAACAUCACUUCUUCCUUUUCUUCAGUGGACCAAUAUAUUAUGCAUUUGAUCUGAAUGCUCGCAGAGUUACUAGAAUUGAUAGAAGCAAUAGAUGGCUUAACUGUAGAUAAAGUGAAAACAAAAUCAAAUGUGUUUGUAUCGAUUUUCUGAAUAUGGAAGGGAAGUCUAAUUUGCAUAUCUAUUAUAGUGUGUCCUAUUUAUACUUUUCUCAAUAAUAAGUAAUGUUGUUUGCUAUCACUGUGUUAUUGGACCUACCCUCAGUGAAAAUACAUUUGGCAUAUUCCACUGCUUGCAGUGUUUGAUUUUGCUCUCACAUGCUCCAUCUCAGGUGAGUGAAUCCAUCACCAGAAGGAGGAGAUUAAGCCUUCUUUUUCACCCCGGUAUUCAUUAAUUCAUUACUUGCUUCUGACUUCUAAAAUGACCAUUUAUUUUUAAGUCUUAAAUGUAUCUGCUACAUGUAAUUUAGCCCUGGAUUUCAGUUAGAAGUAAGCAUUAUGAACAACAUUAACAGUACCCCUUGCCUUUACUGAAAAUGUGGUAAUAUUUUCUACUCCUGGAAAGAAAUAAUGUUGAUACGUGUUGUGGGUUGAAUUGCGUCCCUCAGAAAAGGUAUGUUGAAGUCUUAACCCCAGGUAUCAAUGAAUGUACCUUAACUGGAACUGGCAAAUUUGUAGAUGUAAUUAAUAUGAGGUUAUACUGGGUUUGGAUGGGGCAAGAACUGGUGCCCGUAUAAGAAGAGGAAAGACACAGACGCACAGCUGAGAAGGCCGUGUGAAGACAGAGACAGAGGUUGGAAUAAUGGAUCUAUGUGCCAAGGAUUGCCAGCAGCCCCAGAAGCUAGGAAGAGGCAAGGAAGCGUCCUCUCUAGAACCUUCAGACAGAAGAGCGUGACCCUCUCGACACCUUGAUUUUGAAUUUGUAGCUUCCAGACUGUGACAAAAAAUUUUUAUUGUUUUAAGCUACCAAGUUUGUGAUACUUUGUGACAGCAGCUCUAGGAUGCUAUAUAGUACCUCUGUACUUAAGAAAAUGAACAGAAAAUUCUGAAUGACAGAAUUUACACCCUGGUAAAGAUUACUGGCACUUUCCCAGAGGUACAGCCAAAAGUAGGGGUACCACUGCCUCUCCUCCAUGGCUUCUGGAAUCCAAGCAGAUGGGCUACCUAGAUCUGCUCUUAUUUCUUUUUUCCCUGGGAUCCUCACAAGGACACACUCUACAGAUAACUGGGGUUUGUCACACAAAUGGAACAGUGCUGGGCACAGAAGUCAAUACAUCUCAUUUAAACUGAAUUAAACUGAGCUUAGAUGAAUAAAUUGCUAAUGGUUCUUUUCUAUUAAGAACUUUAAGACUUGUAGGAUCGUAAUGACUAAUCCAAACGUUAAAAUCACUGUAAUGUCACGUUUGCAGUUGUUAGAAUGUAAUGCAGCUUAUUACACAAUAAAUGUGUGAAAUGUAAAA